Contarinia nasturtii (swede midge) is the source of this 2142-nucleotide messenger RNA. RefSeq names its product brain-specific homeobox protein (gene HGTX). The annotation marks the transcript as partial. Gene Ontology annotation, biological process: regulation of transcription by RNA polymerase II; cell differentiation. The record is from RefSeq and is a predicted model, not a curated record. Gene Ontology annotation, molecular function: RNA polymerase II cis-regulatory region sequence-specific DNA binding; DNA-binding transcription factor activity, RNA polymerase II-specific. Gene Ontology annotation, cellular component: nucleus. The transcript has 4 exons. NCBI's taxonomy places the organism in Eukaryota, Metazoa, Arthropoda, Insecta, Diptera, Cecidomyiidae.
CUGGGUAGUCCUGGCUUUUUACCUGUGUCGGGCUCAGAUAGCCCGAAGCUAAUAACGUCACCGUUUGGAAAUAACGCUAACGGUUUUACACCGUUAACGUCGGCUGCUGCACAUCACGCUCUUAAUCUGGCUGCAUUUCGUUCGCCCGGUUUUCUCGGUGCUCAUGGGUUUGCAUUUGGUGCAGCACACAUUGAAAAUUAUCGAGAUCACAGUCCUGAACCGUUCAUAGAGCAUCCAUCGCCAACAUCCAUCCACACACUCAACAACAAUAAUAAUCAAAAUCACAGUGCAAAUUCAUUGAGUGCAUUACAACAAAAUUACAGCCCAAAUAGCAAUAGUCCGACCAAUAAGUAUUCAUCGGCACGUAUUAGCUCGCCGACACGUGAUGCCUAUUUGAGUAGUGAUUAUUACCAUAAUAAUAAUACAACAACUGCGUCAGCAAUUAAAGCAGCUAUCGAAAGCCACCAAAAUAACAGUGACUAUAUUUCGUCAAAUGAACGGUUACAUCAUUUAAGUCAUAAGGAUAACGACGCCAACUUAAAUAAUAAUCACAACAGUAAUAGUUCGUUAGCAAAUAUUAAUCGGCGCAUUAAUUUUGAUCGGGCAUCAUCCGAAAGUCCAGAAACCCAACGGUGUGACAGCACACGAUCAUAUCCAACGAGUCAAAAAAGUGACGAAGGCGAUUAUUACAGUCCAACCCAUCCGGGCAGUGUGGGCUCACGAAGUCCGGAAAAUUUAUCCUCUGUCACAGCGACGGCAACGAAAAAAUCAAACAAUAUGUUGGAUCAUCACAAGCUUCCAUUAAGUUUUUUGGGCCCACCAUUGGCCGCUCUACAUUCCAUGACCGAAAUGAAAUCGGCUAACGCCAAUUCAGCUGUAAAUACAUCCAAUGCAAACAGUAUGCAGCAAACUCAAUCUCAGCUCACAUCACACGGCUCAAAUCCACAUGGAAUAGACACAAUUCUAUCUCGACCACCACCAGUUACAACAGCCGGAUUAAAUGCCCUAACUAGCGGAGCGAUGCCACGUUUUUCAAUAGCCGCAGCGGCUGCAAAUAUGGCACAAUAUUUGUCACAAAGUCACAAUGGACAAUUGAAAGGGCACUCAGGUUCGCUAGUUGAUCGGCCGCAUUUAUACUGGCCAGGUUUGCAGGGUCUCGUGACAAAUCCCAUGGCGUGGCGUGAUCGUUUAACUAAUUCCAUGUCAGCCAGCCUUUCGCAACACCAUAGCUCAGAUAAAGAUGGCAAAAAGAAGCACACGAGGCCAACAUUCAGUGGACAACAAAUUUUCGCAUUGGAGAAAACAUUUGAACAGACAAAAUAUUUAGCGGGGCCUGAGCGAGCCAAGCUUGCAUAUGCCCUAGGAAUGACAGAGUCUCAAGUAAAGGUGUGGUUCCAAAAUCGUCGGACUAAAUGGCGAAAAAAGCAUGCAGCCGAAAUGGCAACGGCAAAGCGAAAACAAGAAGAAUUGGGGGAUGGCGAUGGUGAUUGUAGCGAAGCAAUCGAUAGCGAUGCAGAAAGCCUUGAUAUGAGUGACAGUCCGCGAAAACGUUGCCGCAUGGACGACGAUAUGAGGCAUUAAUUUUUUAUUUUAAGAAUCAUAUGAUGUUCGCUCAACUAACCGAGAUAAUGUAAACAGCAGCAAAAACAAAAUUUAAAUAUGAAUUGGUAUAUUGGCAAUAACAGAAUGAAAAAUAAUGAGAGAAUAAAAAAUAAAAUCACCACAGAUAAUAUUUAUUAGAUUAAUAGAUUUGUAAUUUAAAAUUAAGAUAAAACAAAAAACAAAACAAAAUAACCAACAUUAAUCGGUGGAUAAACAAACGGUACUUAGUUUUAGAAAAUAAUGUGAACAAAUUAGCUUCUAGGCAAAACAAAAAAAAAUAACGAAUUUAUUUUCAAGAAGAACUUAAGAAAAUUGCGAAAAUUGUCAGUGUGUAAAUUCGACAAGUCAAAGUUAAAUGUAAUUGUAUUUAAAUAAUUUAAACGUUGAAUCAUGGUCUUAUUGAGAUUAACUUAGGCCCAAAAAAUGGUAACCUUGCAUCAUAGUAAUAUUUUUCUCUUUUUCCAUUCGUUUUUUUUUUAUUAAAAUUUAAUUUUGAUCAUAAUUCAAUGGAACAUUUUUGAAAAUGUGCACAUAAGCAAU